ACUCACACGUCAAUGCGUUGAAACACUCAGAUACACGCAACACUCCCAAACUCUGCCACUACAAUAGUAACAAACUACUCUAACCGCCACCAACCAAUAUCACACUACCACCAGCAACCUAGUUAGCUUUUCAGAAAUUAUUCCUACGACGACGUUAUAUACAUACAAGUCACCAAUAAUACUAGUUAUCCCACUGACCGUAUCAACAUCCACAGCAGAAAUUUCAUUUUUUGGCAACGAUUUAUAUUGACUAAGACGUCAUGUCGAAUCAAGGUAAAGGUAACAAAAGCCCAUAUCCGCUUCAGUACACUUAUGUCCCCACUGCUGGAGUACCUACAAUACCACAACCUAUGCCUACAUACAUACCAGGUUCUCCAUAUCCUACUACAUACCAGUUGGUACCAUCAUAUGGUUAUUAUUACAGAUAUGGCAUUCCUGGCCAGGAAGCUCUAGCUCAAGGACUUCCUCCUUCCUACUCACCUUCUCCAGCAUCAACGAUCCCCCAGCAGACAAUGCUCGUACAUGGUGCAUAUGAUGCUGGAGCCCGUUUUGAUGGAAUUUCUGGCCAAAUGAUACCUCCCCCUCCACCUGGUUAUGCUCCGAAUGCAACGCAAAUGGCCGCCAUGCAGGGGCAAAAUGUUAUCCUCACACAACGAAAGAACGAUUUCCUGACUGGUGGAUCUGGAGCUGGCUACACUUGGUACUAAAAUGAUGAUACUGUUCUAUGAAAGGUUGCUGAUUUUGAGGGAAUGAAUCUAGCUUACGUCGGCUUUUCUGGUCCAAACGUUACAUUUUUGAUUCACUGCUGAUCUUUCAGCUGCAGCAUCCAUUUUGUCCAAAUCCAUCCUCUUUCCCUUUAAAAUCAAUAACUCAAUGCCUUGAAUGAUUGCUAGAUACUCACAUUGUAUGCUAUACCUGCCACAUUCUAAUCUUUCAUCUUGUGGACUUUAAUCAUUUCAAAGGGGUAGCUACAGGUUUUUAACAUGGGUGGAGAUUUAUAAUCAUUUCUUAGUCUUCUUUUCGUCUUAUUUCUUUUCUUAUUCUAUCCUCUUUUUUUUCUUUUACCCUAUAUUUUACCUUUCUCUUUGUUUUCUUCUUCAUUCUCUCUCUUAUCCUCUUUUGCUUUCCUUUUUCUUAUUCUUUUCUUUCAAUUCUUUGUUGUUUUUUUUUUCUAUUUUUCCUACUUUUGUCACAUUUCCACCCUGUAACACUUUCUCCCUGAAAUAUCUUUCUACUUGGCUGCCACUGUAUUAGAAGUCAAGUAGAAGCCAGCACUUAAUUCCUUCUCCACUCCUUAUAUAAUUUAAAAAAUAAACACACACACACACACCACACCACAUUGUACACACACCACAGUACUACACACAACACACACACACACACACACUCAUUACCUGAGAUUGUAUAAACUUAACCCUUCUUGUGAGCAUGUUAACAUGAAUGAAUCUUGAUGUGUGUAUGUUUAAAAGUUCGUUUUGAUUUCAUUAGGACUAAUUCCUGCACACUGACCUUCCAUAAUAUUUCAUUUCAAAGAAUAAUACUUCGACUAUAGGCAGUGGUUGGAUUAGAAGUGUAUUUUAAUAUAUAACCAACAAUUUAGUGGAAAUUCUUGCUUUUUCAAGGCAGCACUUGGAUUUCAGGUGUUUUCAUCAGUUAAGAGGUAAAUCUGAAAUUCUUUUGACAAAGACAAACUUUUAAAUACUUUUUUACCCAGACCUCUAGAUCUGGCUACUUGUAUAGUAGACUCAGCUUGAGCAUGAAUGAAAUGGAGGUUAGUCUUCUGGACUUUCUUACCUUGUUUCUUUGAUGUCUUUAAACCGAUCCUUAUGAUCUUAGUUCUACCAGUGAAUCCAUGUUAUUUGGGUUUUUUUUUUUUUUCAUUUUUAUUUUUUGUGUUAAAUUCUUUCAUUUCAUACACACAGACACACUCGCACUCCACACACACACACACACACACACAUAUUCUCUCUUCCUCCCGCUCUCUCUCUCUCCCCCUCUCUCUCUCUCACACACAUUAAUUCUUCUAACAUUCUAAUUUUAGGAUAAUUGUAAAGUCUUUUUUUUUUCCUCUUAACAAUUAUUAGUUUAGUUACCUCAUUGAUAUUAUUUUAAUCACAGAAAAACAAAAUGUCUUAAUGGAAUAGAUAUACUAAAACACCAUUUCACUUAUAUAUAUUUAGAUAUAAUUAAAUCUUAGAUUUGUCUAGGGUUACAAAACUUCAAAAUCUUUGGGUUUUCUCUUUUAUUUAUUUUCAGAUGGGGGUUUCUUUAAUCAUUACAGUUAAAAUCCUGAUUUCGUUUAAUAUUGUCAUUUUUAUUUUCAUCUUUCUGUCAGAAAUAGGUCAUUUCAAGAAAUACCACAUUACCGCAUUGAGGAUAUUGUUUAUAAAAUUUGCUUUGCUGAAAUAGCAUUCUGUGGAAUAAAAUAGAUUCAUAAAACUUUUUACACUUACACCCCACCCCCCUCCAUUCCAAACAUAUUGCAGUAAAUUUGAAAGCUUUUAUUGAAACAGUUUUCUGUAAAUUUCUAUUGUCAGAUGACAAAGGGUUAAAUCAGGGCUUCUUCUUGGCAAUAUUUUGAAACAUAAGUUUCUUUUCAUUAAAGAAUUUCUCACUGAUACCAUCUAUCAGAUUUUUUUUUUACUCUAGUAAUACUUGCAAAACAUGAAAUUGAUAUAGUUACAAAUCUCUUUCUCAAAGAACAUUUUGUUUUUCUAACAUUGUUGCUGCUUUUUAAGCACUAAUAUAAAUAAUUUCUAUAAUUUAACAGUUUCAUUUUGUUUAAUAACCUGGUUGCAGAUGUUUCUUCUGUAUAACACCCUGAAGUUAGACCCCCUUCCCCACUUCAUGUAUUAGUCAUGAUUCUUUACAUAGUAUUUACCACUUUUGAUAUAGAAAAUAUAUUUUUUAGCUUACGGAUGUUUUCGAAACAAGAAUGAUUUAGCGUUCAUCACACUGUUGAAGAAUUGUGCUUUCAUUAGAUUCUUGUUUUUAAUUCUUCCAAUCUAGUUUUACUUUUCUUUCUCAUAAUUAUUACUAAAAGUACAUUUUAUGCAUCGUUAUGUCCAACUUUGUGAUGAUUAUAUAUGUAUUUCUGUUUUAUCCCUUUUUUUUUUUAUAACUUAAGUUUUUAAAUGUUGACCCAAUAGAAUCUUUUAUAAAUGAAUUUAAAAGAAAACGUUAAAUCUUUUUCCAUGUAAUUUUCAUUUUAAAGAAUUAUGAAAAAUAACCCCUAUCAGAAAUUACAUCUUUGAAAUAUGCAAAUAAAAUCUGAUUCUCUUUCAUGAAAAUUGUCCAAAAUUUGCUUGCUUUUAAUUAAUUCUUUUGAAUAUUUGAAUUCUGUAAAGAACUAGUAUCAAGAAAAGUGGAAGGCCCUUUAUUUUUUCUCUCCUAUUUGUUUUAGUUAUGAAGUUAUUUUUUUUUAUUAAGUAAACAGUGACUUAUAGUCAAAAAUCCGAACUGUUUUCACCUCUAUCUGUGAUCUAAUAACAGCUCCGUUACUUGUGCAGAAACCAAAUUUUUUUUUCUACUUCUUAUAUAUUUUAAUUAUCCUUCUUACAGAAUAAAAAUAUUCUAUAGAUUGUUAGAAACAAACUGCUUCAUUUACUUCAAAAAAGUAUAUCCAGAUGGGAAUGUUUCUGUUUUCUUCCCUAUAAUUGACACUUUUGAUUACAUAUAGAUCAUUAUACAAACUCUUCUGUCUGGGACCAUGCAGUGAAUUAGACACACACACACACUUUCUUUUUCUCUCUCUCCCUCUCUCUUUCUCUUUCUCUCUCACUCACACACACACACACAGUUUUAAAUGUUGUAAUUUUUUAUUCAUUAAAUAUGCAGUUCCUCAUCAGAAAGUUACAAUAAUCACUCUCUUAAUCUGCAAAGACUUCUUUAUUUUUGGUUGAAUGUUUUUUGUUUAAUUCUUAUCUCAUUUACUGAAUAUCAAGAUCAACCACAGUUAGUAAGUUUCCUUAUUCUGUAAUUCUAUAUUUUAGUUUAUCUUUCCAUGUUACAAUUUUUAUAUAUCUGGUUCCUUACAUUUGGUUUUUGAAUAUUAGACAAAAGACCCUCAUAAUUUAGAUCUUAAUUGUUGUUUUUCGAAACUUCCAAGUUAUUUAGAAUCUGGAAUCAUUAUUAUUGCUGCUUUUCAUGAAAAGUCCUUAGAUACAAUUAUAAAGUAAAGUUUUUCUUCAAAUUUUUCUCUUGAAAAAAAAAAAAAAACUUCUUUCAGAAACAAUCUCUAUCCAGCAAUUAUUUUUUUUUUAUGAUACUAGUAUUCAAAAACUAUAGAAUACUUUUAAUAACUGCUGUUAUAAGAAAAAAAUUACAAAACUGUUAUAUCAGAAGAUGAUGUAGCAAUUCUGCUCAUCAUUUGGCUGAUUUUAUUUGUAUUUGCAAGUGAGUUGCUUUUGGAUAUUACACAAGCUGUGUAUUUCUCUUCCUCUCUAAGUACUUUACUUCUAUAGGAAAAUCGAAUCAACUGUUUCUAUUUGAAAAAGUAAAGUAAAGAAAAAUAAAGAAGAAACAAAUGGAUUCAGAUGUCCUAUUAGCUGUUCUCUUUCUCUCUCUUUCAAAGAUGUAUGCACCAUAACACAUACAUCUACAUACACACACAAACAUACACAUCAUAGUUAGAAAACCUCUAACAAACCCUGCCAUAUGAAAUAACUGUGUGAACUGCCAAUUCCCUGCUGUUAAUAAUAUUAAUAUAACUGAUCGCAAAUGUCAUCAUUUAACAUUAUAUAAGAAAAGAUGAUUUUUUUUUUCCCCUCCCCUUUUUAUUUUUCUUCUUUUUAAUCUAAAUUGAAUUGGGUACUGCUCUUGAAAGCAAGACAUCCCAGAAUCGUACAUGAGUAAGUACUCUUGAAUAUGACUUUUUGGUCAUGCUUUUAACACUAAUAAAACUAUUCCACUGAAA
Messenger RNA from Octopus sinensis (East Asian common octopus), 4915 nucleotides. Its product is annotated as DAZ-associated protein 2. The record is from RefSeq and is a predicted model, not a curated record. NCBI's taxonomy places the organism in Eukaryota, Metazoa, Mollusca, Cephalopoda, Octopoda, Octopodidae. The transcript is spliced from 5 exons. The coding region runs from base 261 to 707 and encodes 148 amino acids.